Messenger RNA from Pelecanus crispus (Dalmatian pelican), 851 nucleotides. The record is from RefSeq and is a predicted model, not a curated record. NCBI's taxonomy places the organism in Eukaryota, Metazoa, Chordata, Aves, Pelecaniformes, Pelecanidae.
CUGCACUGCAGUGUUGUUCACCACCUGCCCACAUAGAUCCUCUGACUGGCUGUGCUAGUCCUACAGCUUCAACAUACACCCACUGCAGCUUUUUCCAGAGUCCUCCAAUGCAGUCACCUUAUGCAGCUGAAUUUCUGCCCUCUAACUGGCCUUGUAAUACAUCUGAUGAAAACAAGAAGACAGAAGUAAAUCUUGAAGCUGUGUUUCAGAUUGUUGAUGAGAUGCGUUCAUCACCCAAAGCUGAAAUGGUGAAAGUGGAACCUGUGGAGAGCCAGUGUUCAACCCCUCAGUCUAACAGAGGUCAACCACUGCUGGUUAAUGAGAAUAGUGAUACACCUUCUUCAGCUGAGGAAAGCCAGCUGGAAUCUCUUACUCCUGUAGCUUCAGACACAUCAUUUGUGAUGGGAGCAGAUCAAGCAAUAACUUGUUCUCCAUCACAGCCUUCUGACCUUCUUUGUGCUACCCAUACCGCUGCAUCUGUAGAAAGUGCUGCUGCUGAAAUAGUGCAAGAAUCUGUGACCACACAGGAAGCACGUGAAAACCUGAGAGAACAACCAGAUCACUGCCCAGUUCAAUCCUCUGUAAUGUUUGUUCAGGAAGAACCAUUCAGUCCAGAGCAGGAGAAUACUAGUGUUAAAUGUGAAUCCAGUACGUCAGAGACAGAAGGGAGACAAUUCACUUCAGGAACUGAGCCUGUGAACAAAUCUGUAGAAGAGACAGACUCAUCUGUAAAAUCUAGAUGCAGGAAAAGAAGACACAGUUCACACAAGGGCAAGUCCCCUGAUCUCCAUCUGCUGGUAGAUGUAGCUUGCAAGCAGGGGUGCUUUCCGCAGGAAGAAACAAGAGAGUGA